AUGUUUAAAUAUAUUUGUUUAAUUUUUAUUCUUAUUUUAUGUAGUGUAAAAAGUCAAAUUUUAGAUGCAAAUGAUAAAAGUAAUCUUGAUUUACUUUUAACAAACUUAAAUUUAAUUUCACAAUUUGAUAAAACUAGUUAUUGUAAUUCACCAAAAACAGAAUCGAAUUCUAUUAUUGAAUGUCAAAAUUUUAAUAAUGUUUAUUAUGUUUCAAGUUUGACAUUAAAUACAACAAGUUCAUAUUUAUUAAAAGCAAAUGAUAUCAAUGUUUUCACAAAGCUCUCAAAGGCAAAACUUUAUAAUUUAAAUUUUUCUGAUGAUUUUUUAAAUAAUCAAACUUUAGUUUCUAUUGAAAUUUAUAAUCCUCAUCCUAUUGAGAGUUUGUUUUCUUCUAUUGUAAGUGGCACUUUUGUGGAAAUUGGAAUUUAUGAUGUUAAAUCACCAAUUACAUUGGAUAUUCAUUUAUCAUAUAUUAAAGGCAAUUUAAAUUCAUUUACACUUCAAACAGAUAGACUUGAUCCAUUAAAUAGUAUAACAUUAAUAAAUGACCUCCUUCCAAUGACACAAGUCAAUCAAAUACCAAAUAUGGAAAUAGACAAUUUAAAGAGUAUUCCUGAUAUGAGUAAUAUCAAAAGUAAAUCACUUUUUAUGAAUUCAUUUACCGAAUCAACAUUAGGUUUGAAUAAUUUAAAUACUCUUUCACAUAUUUCAAGUGUUACAAUUAAAUUUGCAACUUCUACCAAACCAACCGAUUUUAAUCAAUUUUCUUCAAUUCCAAUAAAUAAUGAAAUUAGUUUAUUAGACUUUACAGGGGCACUUUCAAAACCAACAUCAAUAAUUAAUUUAUCAAAUUUAACAAAUUUAGGUCAAUUUAGUAUUAAAUCUAUCUCCAAUAAUUUUAAUAUUGAUGGAUCAGUUCCAUUAAUUUUACCAGCAAACAUUAACACUUUAACAAUUAAUAAUGGAUUAUUUGAUGGUGAUAAAUCUAUAGAAUUUUUAUUGACUAAUUCAAAGAUUCCUUCAAUUGAUUUUUCAAAUAAUUCAAUUGACAGUAAUUUUACAAAUUGGAUAAAUAAUAAUAAAUUCUCAACAAUUAAUAUUGGAAAUAACAAAUUGUAUGGAAAUGUAAACCCAUCUUGGUGUUCAGCAAAAAAUCUUAUUAUUUCAAAUAAUAAAUUAUCAGGCGAACUUCCAACAUGUUUCACUUGUCAUUUCCAAGCUUCAUUUAUUAAAAGUAAUUUUAUUGGUAAUGAUUUUACUAAUAUAGAGACACCACAACCACUUUGUACAACAUUAAUUCCAAAUCUAAGAUAUGAUACAAGUACAAAGAUUUUAACUUUAUAUGGUAAAGAUUUAGGAUUUGAUCCAAAACAAAUAAAGACAAAGGAUGUAAGCAUAGAUUUCGAUGAUAAAAAUUAUGUUCCAUCGGAAUUUUUUACUGCUAUUUAUAAUGAUGAUCCAAGUGCAUUACAAUUUUUAGAUAUAACAUUUACAACUGCUGCUCAAACUUAUAGAGUAUCAACAGUACAAAAUCCACCAUUAGUUACUAAAAUAGUACCAUCAAAUCCAUUGAAUACAUUAUCAUUUGAAGGUUCAUUUUUCAAUUAUAAUAAAUCUUCAUUUAGUGUUAAAGUUGGUACCAAUUAUUGUGUGGUAACCUCGGCUACAUUUUAUGGUAUUGUUUGUACUCUUUCAAAUCCUUCAUCAUCAUAUGAUCCAAAUGCAAUUGUUUCAGUUACAAUCAAUGUUGAAGAUUACACCAAAGAUUAUAAAUUAACAGUUUUAACUACAAAUGUAUAUACAUACUUAAAUAAAACAUCCACUGUAACAGAUUGUACAACCAAUUGUACAUCACAAGGUAAAGUUUGUAAUACUUUAGAUGGGGUUUGUAUUAAAGAAUGUCCAAAUCAUUGUUCAGGACCAUCACAUGGUACUUGUGAUAUUAAUACUGGUGAAUGUAGCUGUACUUCAAAAUUCCUAGGUGAUGAUUGUUUGACACCAGCAGUACCUUGUCCAAAUGAUUGUUCAAAUGCAGGUUCAUGUAAUAAAGCAAAUGGUGUAUGUACAUGUAUUGCAAAUAGAUUGGGAUUGGAUUGUAGUGGUAUUGAUUGUACAAACACUUGUGAACAUUCUUCAACAUGUGAUACAACUAUUGGUGUUUGUAAAUGUGUACCAAAUUAUCAAGGUUCAAAUUGUACAAUUCCAUCCCACUAUAUCACAUCAGUAAUUCCUUGUACAAUCGAUGGUGGUGAGGUUUCAAUCAAUGGUUGGUUUGGUAAUGACCAAGAUAAUCAUUUAUUAACAUCAUAUAUCGUUAAGAUUGGCACUUUACCAUGCACUGUAUCGGCAAUAAACACAACUACAAUUACAUGUAAUGUCGGCGCUGGAACUGGUACAAAGAAUAUCAUAAUCACAAAUUCACUUUAUCCAACUAUUUUCUUCAAUGGUGUUGGAUUAUUCAAUUACCAAAAUCCAAUUAAAACUUGUCCAAAUAGUUGUACCAGCGCAACCAAUGGUAAAUGUAAUACUGUUACAGGUGAUUGUCAAUGUAACGAUGCCUAUACUGGAUUCGAUUGUAGUACAUUAAAAUCCACUACAACAACACCACCAACCAAUUCAUCAGUUGAUACAUCUGGUAACACCACCCUCUCCAAUCAAUACACAACCUAUGAAAUAUCAAUCAUUGAAUUAAAUGAAAUAUCAUUCGAUGGUUCAUUAGUUAUUUCAUAUCCAUUAUACAAGAAUUGGUCAUUUAUGAAAAACAAUACAGAUUUAAAUACAUUCAGAUUCAAUCAAACUUUAAAAAAUAAUACAUGUACAAUAAUUUAUACCGUUGAGGAGAUUAAAUCAAAUGAAAAGAGUUUUACAUUUGGAAUGGCUUCAUUCACACUUAAAAAAGGUGCGAUUAAAUUAUCAGUUUUAAUUAAAGAUUACCAAUAUCAAAGUACAUUGAAUACAUUGCAAUUAGUAUUCUACUCAACAUCUGGAAAUGACGUUGAAACUGAUUGUAAUCAACAAGAAUCUUUAACUGAUACAACCAAUGUUGAUAAUCAACAAUUAUCAAGUUAUAUUCAAAUUACUAAAAAUUCUAAAAAGUUAGUUGGUCGUUUCAUUAAUCAAGUGAUUGCAGACUCAAGAUCAACUUUUAUGUCAAGUACUAUUAUUAAAAAUGAUGAUUCAUCAAUUACACUUGGUCUAAAUCUUCCACAUUGCAAUGAAUGUUUAAUUGAUCCUGAUUUUUCAGUAUUGGUUACUGAUGAUUUCCAAGAUUCAUGUGGUAAAUCAACUAGAAAUAAAUGGGUAGUUCCUGUUGCCGUUGUAAUACCAGUUGUUACUAUUGCUGCCAUUAUAGUAAUAGUUUCAAUUUUAUAUAGAAAAAAUAGAAUUGGUAUUAAAGUUUUUAAAACAAAAUUAAAAUCUUUAAGAUAA
Dictyostelium discoideum AX4 is the source of this 3429-nucleotide messenger RNA. RefSeq lists its product as hypothetical. The transcript has 5 exons. The coding region runs from base 1 to 3429 and encodes 1142 amino acids. Lineage: Eukaryota; Evosea; Eumycetozoa; Dictyosteliales; Dictyosteliaceae. The record is from RefSeq and is a predicted model, not a curated record.